This is a messenger RNA of Pantherophis guttatus, 1440 nucleotides long. The record is from RefSeq and is a predicted model, not a curated record. NCBI's taxonomy places the organism in Eukaryota, Metazoa, Chordata, Lepidosauria, Squamata, Colubridae.
CAUUUCUUUUGAAGACAUUCUAAAGAUGGAAAGAGCAAUGUACAAAUGAAUAAAUGAAGAAUAAUCUUUGCUGAGCCACCUGCAAUAUCUCUCUUCUCUUUUUUAGACUGUGCCCUUUGCCAGGUGUGGCAUGAAGAGGUGCCUGGCAGGAGAGAGGAGAAGUGUUCCAGAGGGCGAGCCAGUUUGCUGCUACCAAUGUGACCCUUGUCCAGAAGGAACCAUUUCUAAUCAGACAGAUGCAGCUCACUGUGACCCCUGCCCAGAAAACCAAUAUCCAAACAAGGAGAAGGAUCACUGCAUUGCCAAGAAGAUCCAUUUCCUUUCCUAUCAAGACAGCCUGGGAUACAUUUUAGUUUCUCUCGCUGUUUCUCUCUCUGUGAUCACAUUGGCAGUUCUGGUGAUUUUCCGUAAAUAUCACAACACACCAAUUGUCAAGGCCAACAACCGAGAUCUCACCUACGUCCUCCUGGUCUCCCUCCUCUUCUGCUUCCUCUGCUCCUUCCUCUUCAUUGGUCGACCAGGGAAGAUCACCUGUCUCUUCCGACAAACUGCCUUUGCCAUUCUCUUUUCCCUUGCAGUGUCCUCUGUGUUGGGAAAAACUGUCAUGGUGGUUCUGGCCUUCAUGGCUACCAAGCCAGGGAACAAGACAAGGAAAUUCUUAGGAAAACCUCUGACCAACUCCAUUGUCUUAGCCUGUCCCCUGGUCCAAGUAGUUCUUUGUACCACCUGGCUGGCAACCUCUCCUCCAUUUCCCAACUUUGACUUCCACUCUUUAGUAGGAGAGGCCAUCUUGGAAUGUAAUGAAGGCUCAGCUUUAAUGUUUUAUGCUGUCCUCUCCUACAUGGGUGUUCUGGCCCUCAUCAGUUUCACGGUGGCCUUUUUGGCUAGGAAAUUGCCUGACAGCUUUAAUGAAGCCAAGUUCAUUACUUUCAGCAUGCUGGUCUUUUGCAGUGUUUGGAUCAGUUUCCUCCCCACCUACCUGAGCACCAAAGGGAAGUCCAUGGUGGCCGUGGAGAUCUUUUCCAUCUUGGCUUCUGGGGCUGGUCUCUUGGCUUGUAUCUUUUUCCCCAAAUGCUACAUUAUCCUAUUUAAACCAAAUCUCAAUUGUAGAGAGAAUAUAAUGAGACAUAAAAAUCUCUGAUGUAUAUGGGGAUGUAUGUUUAAUUUUGACAUUUUAGUUUUUGAUUUUUAAUAUAAAUGAUGAGAGAGGUGCUUUUUCCUUAAAUAAUUGGAAAUCAAGUGAUGUGCUAAUCACAAACUUUCUAAUAAUCAGCAACAAACACCCAUCCUUUUAUUUUUCAUUAAUGCCAGUUCUUCCCAGGGAGGCCCCAUGAUCAACUUGGAAAUAAAUGAUAAUAAGGUAAAGAUGUUGUUAUUACUUUCCAACAUACCUGUUCUCUUUUUUUAAUCUGAUUGGCUAUAAAAAUGCGUUGUGUUCAC